Messenger RNA from Leopardus geoffroyi (Geoffroy's cat), 5820 nucleotides. RefSeq names its product ubiquitin specific peptidase 40 (gene USP40). The transcript has 33 exons. Bases 236 to 3823 code for a protein of 1195 amino acids. Gene Ontology annotation, cellular component: cytosol; nucleus. NCBI's taxonomy places the organism in Eukaryota, Metazoa, Chordata, Mammalia, Carnivora, Felidae. Gene Ontology annotation, biological process: protein deubiquitination. Gene Ontology annotation, molecular function: cysteine-type endopeptidase activity; cysteine-type deubiquitinase activity. The record is from RefSeq and is a predicted model, not a curated record.
CCGGGCCGCGAGACAGCGGCCCACGCAAACAUGGCUGCGUCCAGUUGGGGCGCGUACGUUUGUUUCGACCGUGGGUCUGGGCCGGCUCGUGGGGCUGGGCUUUAGGCAGAACGGGUUGAAAAGGAAUAUAUUGCAUUUCAGCGCUUCCUGUCCCUUAGCAACUGUGUUAGGCGCUUUGUAUUUCUCAUCUCCAAGUGACCCUCCUCCACUCUCGAGGGUAGUAUUUAGUGUCACGAUGUUUGGGGAUCUGUUUGAAGAAGAUUAUUCCAGUGUGUCAAAUUAUCAGUAUGGAAACGAGAAGAAAUUAAAGACCAAGGUUUUGGAGCCACCGGCUCCUAGAGAAUUCACCAAUUUAAGCGGAAUUAGAAAUCAGGGUGGAACCUGUUACCUCAAUUCCCUUCUUCAGACUCUUCAUUUCACACCCGAAUUCAGAGAAGCCUUAUUUUCCCUUGGCCCAGAAGAGCUUGGUUCAUUCGAGGAUAAGGAUAAACCUGACGCAAAGGUUCGAAUCAUCCCUUUACAGUUACAGCGGAUGUUUGCUCAGCUUCUGCUCUUAGACCAGGAUGCAGCGUCCACCACGGACCUCACUGACAGCUUCGGGUGGACCAGCGAUGAGGAAAUGAGGCAGCAUGAUGUGCAAGAACUGAAUCGAAUUCUCUUUAGUGCUUUGGAAACUUCUUUAGUCGGGACCUCCGGCCAUGACCUCAUCAAUCGUCUGUAUCACGGGACCAUUGUUAACCAGGUUGUUUGUAAAGAAUGUAAGAAUGUCAGUGAAAAGCAGGAAGACUUCUUAGAUCUCACAGUAGCAGUCAAAAACGUAUCAGGUUUGGAAGAUGCACUCUGGAACAUGUAUGUAGAAGAGGAAGUUUUUGACUGUGACAACCUGUACCACUGUGGGACUUGUGACAGGCUGGUUAAAGCAGCCAAGUCGGCCAAAUUACGUAAGCUGCCUCCCUUUCUUACUGUUUCAUUGUUAAGAUUUAAUUUUGAUUUUGUGAAGCACGAACGAUACAAGGAAACUAGCUGUUACACGUUCCCUCUCCGGAUCAAUCUCAAGCCUUUUUGUGAACAGAGUGAAUUGGAUGACUUGGAGUAUGUUUAUGACCUCUUUUCGGUUAUUAUCCACCAAGGUGGUUGCUAUGGAGGACAUUAUCACGUGUAUAUUAAAGAUGUCGAUCAUUUGGGAAACUGGCAAUUUCAAGAGGAAAAAAGUAAACCAGAUCUCCAGAAUAAAGAGGAGAUUGACGAUGAUCCAUUGAUAAUUCUAAAAGCAAUCUUACUACAGGAGGAGAGUAAUCUGAUUCCUGUUGAUCAGCUGGGCCAGAAACUCUUGAAAAAGAUAGGAAUAUCUUGGAACAAGAAGUACAGAAAACAGUAUGGACCACUGCGAAAGUUCUUACAGCUUCAUUCUCAGAUAUUUCUGCUCAGUUCAGAUGAAAAUACAGUUAGUCUCUUGAAGAAUGGUUCUCUCCAGGCUGAGUCCGAUUUUCAAAAGAAGGAUCAACACCUUCUCCAGAUGCAUACUUCAGAAUCCCCAGGAUUAAAUGACAGAAACUCCUGUCCCCACUGGUUUGAUAUAAAUGAUUCCAAAGUCCAACCAAUCAAGGAAAAAGAUAUUGAACAGCAGUUUCAGGGUAAAGAAAGUGCCUACAUGUUGUUUUAUCGGAAAUCCCAGUUGCAGAGACCCCCUGAAGCUCGAGCCAAUCCAAGGUACAUGGUUCCAGGUCAUUUGCUGAAUGAAAUGGAUGCGGCCAACAUUGAACUGCAAAGAAAAAGGGCAGAAUGUGAUUCUGCAAACAAUAGUUUUGAAUUGCAUCUGCACCUGGGCCCUCAUUAUCAUUUCUUCAAUGGGGCUCUGCACCCAACAGUCUCUCAAGCAGAAAGCAUGUGGGAUUUCACCUUUGAUAAAAGAAAAACUUUAGGAGAUCUUCGACAGUCAAUACUGCAGCUGUUAGAAUUUUGGGAAGGAGAUCUGGUGCUUAGUGUGGCAAAGCUUGUUCCUGCAGGACUUCACGUUUAUCAGAUGCUGGAUGGAGAUAACCUGACACUGUGUGAAAUGGAAAUUGAGGAUGGGGAAGACAUCUUUGUAUGGAAUGGGGUGGAGGUUGGUGGCAUCCACAUUCCAACCGGUAGCGACUGUGAGCCUGUGCUCAUAAAUGUUCUUCAUCUCGCAGCAAGCAGCCAGGGGGAAAAGUGUCAGCAGUUGGUAGAGGCCCCACAUGUGUUCCCAUCCAAUGCAGAAGUGCGGGCUGUGCUCACAGCCUUGGCAAUGCCCGUAGCCGUCCUCUUCGUCAGCACCACCGACUCUGUCGGGGAAGAGAACUGGGUCGCUAUUCCCGAGGAAGAUCUGAAGAAGACGUUCAGAGAACAGGGCCUCGGGAACGGGAGCUCAGUUCUCGUUCAGGAGUCUAAAGAUGAUAAGAGUUUGCUGCUCAGACAAGGGAAAUGGUUCACUGGUGUGAGUGAGACCAGCUGGCUCCAAGUUCAAAAUUUAUGCGAGGUGGAGUCUGAGGAGAAGCAAGUUAAAAUAUCAGCAACUGUGAACACAGUGGUGUAUGAGAUUCGAAUUAAAGCCAUAAAGGAAUUAAAAUUAAUGAAGGAACUAGCUGAGAACAGCUGUUUGAGACCUAUUGGUAGAAACGGGAAGCUUCUCUGUCCAGUGCCAGACAGCUACACCGUGAAGGAAGCGGAACUGAAGAUGGGCAGUUCAUUGGGACUAUGUCCUGGGAAAGCACCAACUCCCUCCCAGCUGUUCCUGUUUUUCACUGUGGGGAGUGAUGUUCAGCCUGGUACAGAGAUGGAGAUCAUCGUAGAAGAAACAGUGUCUGCGAGAGACUGUUUAAAGCUCAUGCUGGAGAAGUCUGGCCUACCAGGAGACACAUGGCACUUACGGAAAAUGGAUUGGUGCUAUGAAGCGGGAGAGCCUUUAUGUGAAGAAGACGCAUCCCUGAAAGAACUUACGAUACGUUCUGGAGAUACCUUGCUUGUAAUUGAAGGAAAACUUCCUCUUCCGGGUUUCCUGAAGGUGCCCAUCUGGUGGUACCAGCCUGAGGGUCCCUCCGGUCAUUGGAAGAGUCAUCAGGACCAGGUGGACGGUACCCCUUCUCCAAGUGGGGUCUGGACAGCUACUUCCACCCAAGGCGCUCCAGGUGACCUGUAUGCAGAGGUUUCCCUCCGCCACGUGGGGGACCUCGAGAUCUCAGAAGAGGCCACCUUGCUGGAGCUGAAGUCCCAGGCCAUGACCUUGUCCUCCUCUGAUUUCGUCAUCCCGUCCCCAGCCUUCCUUAGAGCCUGGACCUUGGAAAGUAAGCGCCCCAGCAGGCUUUUACGGACCAACCUGCAGCAACUCAAGGAGUAUAAACUGGGAAGGAAAACGGAGAUCUGUCUAGAGCCCCUUCAGAAGGAAGAAAACUUGGGGCCUCACGACGUGGUGCUGAGAACACAGAUGCGCAUCCCCGGCAAGAGGGCAUACGCCCCGCACGUGGACUUGGUGUGGGACACCGCCUGCGGCUGGACCGCCGGCUCCUUGAGGCAGCGCAUCGCCCACUUGUGCUCUCUUCCCGUGGAGAAAAUUGAAAUCGCCAAGUACUUCCCCGAAAAGUUCGAGUGGCUUCCAGUCUCCAGCUGGAACCAGCAAAUUACCAAGAGGAAGAAGAAGAAAAAGCAAGAUAAUUUGCAGGGAGCACCUUAUUACUUGAAAGAUGGAGACACUGUUGGUAUCAAGAAUCUCCUGGUUGAGGAUGAUGAAGAUUUCAGUACCGUCAGAGAUGACCUGGGAAAAGAGACACAGAAGCAGCUCGCUCUGGGAAAACAGAAAAGCUAGAAUGAAUUUCAGAGUCAUUCCAAAUCCCCCAACCCGGUGAGGCCUGUGGUGUCCACGACCAUGAGUCUAUGACAGCCUCUCCUGUCUCCCGCAGCCAAGAAACCCUCCGUGUGCAGAGCAGUGACGUCUUCUCUGGUGUCAAGACGCCUGCCCGGCCCCGUGCACCAGAAGCGUCUCUUUCCAUCCACGUCGGGAGUUUCAGAUAGUGCGGGCAGCCAGCGACGUCCCCGUGGCCUCCGCACCCCAGCAGUGCCGGUACCGGCGGGUGGUGGGCAUGGGCGCGCUGCUCCCCCCACAGCUCACCGGGUGCUGCUGUGCGCACACGCGUGUGGUUUUCCGCCUCCUGCGGAUGGGAUUCCAGACCCUCCGUUUAUUACGGGCAGAGGGACGUUCCAUCUCCGGCCAGAGAAGCGCGCUUUAUCACGUGGCCGAGCUGCACCCCCACCUGGGGGGCUUGCACAGACCUGGCGGUGUCCCACAGCGGCUGGUCACAUGCUGCCCUUGCACCACACCUGACCCUGGCUGCCAUCUGUAUGAGAAAGUUCACCCGUUCCCCGUUAACUGCAGGCACGGAUAAAGCGGCACGUCGCUACCCUCCGACGGGUCCGCCGUCUGAAGCACUCACGUUCUUCUGUCUUCACGGUUCAGACGAGGUUGCCCCCGCGUCCACAAGGAUUCUGACAGCUCAGCUCACGCCGACGGGCCGGCCAGGCUCACUCUGGGACACAAAGGGUGUUUCUGGCCCCCAUGCGGCACAUGAUCCCCCCCCUUUGACCAGAGUUAAAACCGAUUCUAAAGCGUUAGCUCUCUUUCCAGGAUGAGACAGGGUGGCCUCUCGGGCUCGGUGGACGCUGCUGAAGAGAAGGAAGCCUCGGGUGUGGCCACACCGGUGGCAGCUCGGCAGCCCUGAGGUGCCUGCCCUCCGCCCCAUGUUGUCCGUGAUCAGAGCCUUCUCGCUGCUGCUGCGAACGCCGGAGCCUCUGUGUGUCCGGAAGCCCGGCCGCGGCAGACGGGCCUGGCGUGGGCUGAUGGUCCCGAGUUUCCUCAAAAGAGAAAACCUAAACCAGGAUUCUGUUCCUCCUAAUUAAGCUUGGCUAAUAAAGACCUCAGCGGUAUUUGUGACAGACCUACAUCUGUCCCCGAGCCCGUUGACCAGGACACUGGGAUGGUGCACGCAGAUUCCAGCUGGGCCGGAGCAGGAUUCCCGAAAAGGUAACGUGCUCUUACCUCAGAUGAGGCUUUGCGGCAGCUCUCGUCGUGAGGCCAUCGCCUCCCCUCCCCACCGCUGCCGACACCGCACUCGGUGGCGGGAGGUGGCAGGAGGACAGGUGCGGGCCAGCGUCCCAGCCGCAUGAGCCGUGUGUCCACAGAGCUGGCUGCUUCCGAGCGGCCUGGCCCCGCCCCGCUCCUAGCACAGUCCCAGCCGCCGUGGAAGACCUGGGCCUCCGUGCACGUGUCUGGCGUCAGGCCCCGGGUCGCAUCCCCGUUUGGACUAAAGCGGUGGCGCCGUGAGAAGCCAGACCUGGACCCCAGGCUGCUCUCGGGCCCCAGGGGCUGGAUCUGCCCGAGGGUGUAGACGGGCUCCACGGAUGCACCUUGCGCAGCCACCAACGCUAGACGCGAGGGGGGCCGUGGCUGGAAGCCCACCCCUCGGCGUAGAAGCUGUUCCGUUCACACGAGCUCCGUGGUCGGUCCCUUCGUGGUAAGGUCAUAAAAUGGUGACGUAAUAACUAAAGAGCUUGGCUGUGGAGAAGCCCGAGCCCUUGCCAGACGGUGCCUUCUUGGGCCCGCGGUGAGCCUGCCUGCCUUCUGUCCAUCCUUCUGUCCGUCCUUCCACAUGGGGGUGGAGUGGGGGCCCGGGGGGGCUGUGAGACCUUGUUCAAUAAACCAUUCUUCACUGUCAUCUCCACAUCUGAUGUGCACCUGUUGUUUCCUGCUCCAGCCGCUUUUGUUCCCAAACGCACUUCAGAGGCUAAAUAAACGUUUAUAUUUAGAAA